AUGCUUCAAGUUCUCUCAUCAUGUUCUUUCACUUCGUCGGAGAAAAGCAAGCUUAAUGACUUAAAAAAAAUUUUUCUCCCUCCAUUCAUCUAUUCAACCACCCACACAGUUCUUCAUGCAAAUUUCUCAUCUCAUCUGAGUAAACUUAAAAAGUGCUUUGAGGGAAAUUUAAUUUCAUGUUUAAAUGAGCUUUCAUUAAACUCUUGCAAUUGCUUGAAAAAUAUCUCACAAUCAGUUCUCAAGCUGAAGUCUCUCUGGUCUGAGAUAUCAAAACCCGCUAGCGUUACUAAGAUUUAG
This is a messenger RNA of Clunio marinus, 297 nucleotides long. NCBI's taxonomy places the organism in Eukaryota, Metazoa, Arthropoda, Insecta, Diptera, Chironomidae. The record is from the annotation of a GenBank genome assembly.